Messenger RNA from Diorhabda sublineata, 15166 nucleotides. RefSeq names its product basement membrane-specific heparan sulfate proteoglycan core protein (gene trol). Gene Ontology annotation, biological process: dendrite self-avoidance; homophilic cell-cell adhesion; axon guidance. Gene Ontology annotation, molecular function: cell-cell adhesion mediator activity; calcium ion binding. The record is from RefSeq and is a predicted model, not a curated record. The transcript has 66 exons. Lineage: Eukaryota; Metazoa; Arthropoda; Insecta; Coleoptera; Chrysomelidae. Gene Ontology annotation, cellular component: plasma membrane; axon; cell-cell junction. The coding region runs from base 152 to 13906 and encodes 4584 amino acids.
GCGGCUUGAGACACAACUGCCUAGCCGCUCGUCGUGUUAUUUCAUCUUUUAGUGCAGCAUCUGCUGGAGCAAGUACGAUCGGAAAAUAUUUCAAGUGCGAUGACAUUGUAAGACUUCGCGAAAGAGAGAACUAUUACAUUUGUUUCCGAAAAUGGGUGGACCAAACACCCCGAAACUUUUCAGUUUAUUCACUUUGAUGGUGAUAUGUUUCUUUGUGGGAAAUUUAUAUCAAAUUUCUGCUGAUUCUAAGAUCGAUGGAGAUUUAAUAUUUGAUAGCAAUGACAAACAUCCUAGGUUACUUAGACAUUUAUACAAAGAAGAUGUUGAAUCUAAACCUCCAGUGGAAGAACAUUGGCUUACUUCAACAGUAAAUAGAUUAAGGAGGAGUAUAAACAGCGUUUUUUCGAAAGAUACUCAUAAUGAGAAAUUGGACCAUCAUCACGUCGAAAAGAAGAGUAAUCAUCAUAGGACGAAGUUCAACGCUUUCAAAAAACCUAAGUUUGGCAGAAAACACAGAGAAGCAGAUGACGGAGAUAAAGAUUACGAUGAUGGCCAAUCGCAAUAUCAGGUUUAUUAUGAAUCUGGUAAUGCUCAGGAAGGACAAUUUGAAAACGAAGGUCAAGGCCAAAUCGAACAAGACGAAGAUGAAAGUGAAGACCAGUUUGAGAAUGAUUUAACACUAGGAAAUAACGAUAAUUACGCAGAUAAUGAUGGGUUUGCACCACUCAAGAUAGGUGAAGCUACGGAAGAUUCCAAUUACGAAAACGGAAACGACAAUGGUGACGAUAAUUAUUAUAAUAACGGCGAAGUUGAUACAGGACCAACUGAUGACGAAGAUAUCGGCGAAAUAUCUGGAGACAGAGAUUCUGAUUAUGGUUCAGGUGAUAUCGAUGAUCGUGAUUAUGACAACGUUCCUUCGACCACUACGUAUAGCGUUGAUCAAGGCCACCCAAGAAUAUACAGGGUCGCCUUUACUAUUCAAGAACCAUAUCAAAAUGAAUACCAAGACCGUAAUAGCCAACAGUUCAAGACUUUGGAACAAAGAAUCAAAAGAUCACUCGAAAAUGUACUUCAAGGCAUUCCUGGAGAACUUUUUAUAUCUGUAAUCAGCUUGGAGAAAUCUCAGGAUCUAUUCAAAAUUCGAGUAACAAUCGAUAUCGAUUUCGAAGGAAAUGCUGGAAGUGAUGAUAUAAAACGUGCCAUCUUCGAACCAAUUCACACUAAUCAUAGACUUGGCGAUCUUACAACUACGAAUCCAGAAGAUCUUAGAUUCAUUGAAUUCGGAGCCGAAGGCCCACAUUGUUCUGAAGACGAACUGAAAUGUGGAAGUGGGCAAUGCGUUGCUAAUAGUUUACGUUGUAAUGGCGUUAAUGAUUGUAAUGACGGUUCUGAUGAAGAAGGUUGUGUAUACGAACCACCCAAAACGGAACCCCCUGUAACAGAAUCCACAACACUGUACCAACCAAAUGAGGUAUUUGUUACUACAACGACAACUCAGGUUCCUGUUACUGAACCAGUAACUACUACCCCUACUACUACCAUAACUACAGAAAAACCUUCAACAACCACCACUACCACCGAAGCAACAACACCUUACGAAGAACCUGAACCACAAACUACAACAACUACAACAGCACCAACUACUACAAUUAAGUUGCCAGAUGAACCGGAACUACCUUUCAUUGAUAGUGGUAGUGGUGCCGGAGAAUGUCGUGCAGAUGAUUCUGUUAGAUGCUCAGACGGAUCCAGAGUUAUUUGUGCUGAUCAAGUAUGCGAUGGAAUAGAAGAUUGCGACAACGGAGCCGAUGAAGAUAAUUGUGGCAGUGCCGAGUGUCGCCAAGGCGAGUUCAAAUGUGAUGUGUACAGAUGCAUCCCAAUAUCACAACAUUGUGACGGCAAAGCUGACUGCACUGAUGGUACCGACGAACAUAAUUGUCAAAAAGAAUGUAAUGACCAGGAAUUCGCUUGUGAUGAUCAAUGCCUAUCGCUUGAGAGACGAUGUGAUGGUAUCAGGGACUGCAUGGAUAAUACCGAUGAAACCAAUUGUCCAGAACAACAGUGUCUUCCUCCUUACUUCUACUGUGGAAGAGGAGAUAUAUGCAUUCCCGAUUACUUAGUUUGCGACGGCCGUUCAGAUUGUAAAAAUAACGCAGAUGAAAGCAAUUGUACUUCUGCAGGUGAUCGAUGUAGAGCUGACCAAUUCAGAUGCGGGAACGGCCAAUGUAUACCGAAAUCCUUGGUAUGCGAUCGAAAAUACAAUUGCGAAGAUUUAAGUGAUGAAAGAAAUUGUCCAUGUCUCAAGGAUGAUUUUAGAUGUGAAAACGGAUUCUGUAUCCCACAUGCUCAAAGAUGCGACGGUAUUCAUCAAUGUCAGGACCGUUCUGACGAAGUAGGAUGUAACGAAACACAUUGCGAACCGCAUCAGUUUAGAUGUAAUGACGGAUCAUGUAUAGAUCAGAUUUUCCGUUGUAACCUCAAACAUGAAUGCCCGGACGGUUCCGAUGAAAUCGGUUGUAAUCAAUGCCUGCGUGAUCAAUUCAGGUGUAGUGAUGGCACCUGUUUGAAUUUCGAUAAAAUAUGUGAUACUGUUUCCGACUGUUUACACUCUGAGGACGAGGAGCAAUGUGGACACUGCAAGUCUGAUGAAUUUUUAUGCGCAAAUGGACAAUGUAUCGAUUCAAAAUUGCGCUGCAACAAAGUUUAUGAUUGUUCUGAUCAGUCUGAUGAAGCAAAUUGUAACGGACAAACACUAGUUUGCAUCCCUAACACUUGGAAAUGUAAGAAUCAAAGAAGGUGUGUGAAAAUAAAUCAGGUUUGUGAUGGAAAGUAUGAUUGCGAAGAUCGUAGUGAUGAACAAUUUUGCGAUGGAGCCGCAUAUACCAAGAAAACGGAAGGUUCGUGUACACAAGGUUACAUUCAGUGUAAAGAAGGUAAUUGCAUUGAAGAUUACAAACGAUGUAACGGUUAUGUCGAUUGUGAAGAAACAGGCAGUGAUGAAGAAAACUGUGCCAUAGACACCACUAGUCCUACAAUCACUACUACUACACUUUCAUCAGUUAGGGUUUGUCAGCCUGACGAAGUACUUUGCGCCGAUGGGACCUGUAUCUUUGGUAAAAAAUGUGACCGAACUAUAGAUUGCAAAGAUCGAUCAGACGAAAUGGGUUGUACCGGUUUUUGUGAUAUCACAGAAUUCCAAUGUGGUAAUGGUUAUUGUAUCUCGGACAAAUUGCGAUGUGACGGUCUCAAAGAUUGUCUUGACAAUUCCGAUGAAGAAAAUUGUGUUAAUACCUGCCCUAAUGGUCAAUUCCGUUGCGAAAAUGGUAUUUGUUUGGAUUCAAAAAGACGCUGCGAUGGUUAUCCAGAUUGUCCUGAAGGAUCUGACGAAGAAGGAUGUUCCGGUGCUCAAAAUAAAACGUCCAGCUGCGACAGCAACCAAUUUGAUUGUGGAGACCAUUGUAUACCUAUCACUUUCCGUUGUGAUACUUACCCGGACUGUGUAGAUGGAUCGGAUGAAGAAGGAUGUGGUAACUGCAGAGAGAGUGAAUUCCAAUGUUCUGAUCACACCUGCAUUCCUAAGAGUUUACAAUGUGACGGUAAUUCCGAUUGUGCUGAUAAUUCAGACGAAACAGAUUGCGCUGAACCAACAAGUCCUCCCAGAUGUAACUCCAGACAGUAUCAAUGUAAUGAUGGAAGCUGCAUUGACGAUUUUAGACAAUGUGAUGGCAAUGCUGACUGUCCUGAUAAUUCAGAUGAAAGCGACUGUUCAAUUUGUCCCAGUAAUCAAUUCCAAUGUAAUAACAAUUUCGACUGUAUUCCCAUGAAUUUACGUUGUAACGGCAAAAAUGAUUGCAAUGAUGGUUCUGAUGAAUAUAACUGUCCAACUGAACGUCCUACUUCUCCUCCAGACACAACACCACGCGGUCUCAACUGCCCAUACGGUAUGCAACCAUGCAAAUCUGGAGAUAAUUGCGCUAAAUAUUGCGACGGAAGAGUCGAAUGUUACGACAUGUCAGAUGAAACGGAUUGUUCUUUCAAUCCUCAAGAGCUUGAUUUAAGAACUUAUCCAAAUGGCACUGAAGAGAGAGAACACAUGUAUAAAACUGGGCAAGAAGUUGUAUUAACGUGCAGAGACGAAGGUCCUCUUCGAGCUAAAGUUCAAUGGACUAGAGCUAACGGAGCUCCAUUACCACCGGGCUCAACAGAUAUUAACGGUCGUCUUACUAUUCCGAAUAUACAAUUAGAACAUGCGGGAACAUAUCUUUGCGUUGCCGUUGGAUUCCCAGCUGACAUUUCAAGAACAAGAGUUGCUGUACCUCUCACUGUACUUCGAAGACCUCCGCGACCAACACUUCCACCUUCAGGAUGUAGUUCAACACUUGAAGCUACUUGCUCCAACGGCGAUUGUAUUCCAAAAUCGAAAAUUCGCGAUGGCCGAUUUGACUGUACCGAUGGUUCCGACGAGGAUGGAUAUAGACCAGAAGGGUGUGAACCGAAUGAAUUCAAAUGCAGAAACGGAAAAUGCAUCUACAAAGCUUGGACUUGUGAUUCAGAUGACGAUUGUGGUGACAAUACCGACGAAGAAAACUGUGGUACCAACCCACCUGGCUCAGUAUGCCAAUACCAUCAAUUCUCUUGCCAUUCCAAUAAUCAAUGCAUUCCAAAAACCUAUCACUGCGAUGGUCAAAGUGAUUGUGUAGAUGGUAGCGAUGAAGUUGGUUGUGGUAAACCAGUAAUAUCAAAACCACCUCCUCCAAUGGUUAACCUAAACGUAGGUGAUAUAUUCCAAAUAUCUUGCACUGCCAUAGGCAUUCCUACUCCAGAAAUAGUGUGGCGUCGUAAUUGGAAACACGUUCCCUCGAAAUGUAGAAUGACAAGCAGUAACGGUGUCGGUACCUUGAUUUGUGAAAAUAUUCAGAUUGAAGAUCAAGGAGCUUAUACUUGUGAAGGACUUAAUAUUAAAGGCGCCAUUUUGGCUGUACCUGAUACUAUUUUGGUUGUCAAACAAGAUAAUCCCUGCAGGCAAGGAUACUUCAAUGCGCAAGCUAGAAGUGAAGGAGAAUGCAUUUCAUGCUUCUGUUUUGGUCAUACUAGCAUCUGUAGAUCCGCUGAUCUAUUCACAUUCCAAUUCCAGCCUCCCUUUGAUGCUCUCAAAUACGUUGGAGCACGAGUAGAUCCUUCAGGAUCCGUGGAUAUAAGAGACGAACCUAUAUAUACUGCAGGAGAACCACAAUUAUCUCCUUAUGGACCUCAAGGUGUGCUAGCCACAGUACCAGAAGGCUCCCAGUUGAACCAGUUAAACGUUAUUCCAUAUUUUGCCAUGCCAGAAAAUUAUCGUGGUAAUCAACUCAAGAGCUAUGGAGGAUAUCUCACCUAUUGGAUCAGACACUCUAAUAGAGGAACACCACUACAAGGACCUAAUGUUAUAAUUACAGGUAAUGGAUACACUUUACUUCACGUAUCUACUCAUUCUCCUGCUCCAAAUUCUGAUGAACGGAUGCGAGUACGCUUCUUCGAAGGUGAAUGGGUCGAAAGGUCACCCAAUUCCCGUGAAAAGAUCGCAACUAGGGAAGAAAUCAUGAUGGCUCUUGAAAACGUUGAAAACAUCCUCAUCAAACUCCAAUACAAUGAAGGAACUUUGAAUACUACCAUAAAUAAUGUCGAAAUGGAUUCGGCCGGUUUGUCCAAUGUUGGAUUAGGACCAGCUAAUUAUGUUGAAGAAUGCAGUUGUCCCGUUGGAUACUCUGGAACCUCUUGUGAAAAAUGUUCUGCUGGUUAUAUAAGACAAAGUAACGGACCUUGGUUAGGACUAUGUACCAAAGAACCUGUGAAAUGCCCACCAGGAAUGUAUAACGAUGGAAGAGAAUGUCAAAUAUGUCCUUGUCCUCAUACUACUCCAGGAAACCAGUUUGGAAGAUCCUGCCAACUCGCUCCUAACGGUGAAGUAAUAUGUAAUUGUCCACCUGAGUAUGUAGGUAAUAGAUGCGAAAAAUGCGCACCUGGCUACCAAGGCAACCCGUUGGUCUCUGGUGAUUAUUGUAAACCAAUACCAUCACCAGCACCUUACUGUGACGUUGCCGGUUCUCUCGAUUCCAGACCAGACCAAUAUGGACGUUGUCGUUGCAAGAAUUUGGUUGAUGGUCCCACUUGUAACCAAUGUAAGGCAAAAUCAUUCCAUCUGAGUAGCUCAAAUCAAUUUGGUUGCGUCUCCUGCUUCUGUAUGGGUAUAACUUCCCAAUGUUCCAGCUCUAAUUGGUAUAGAUCACAAGUUUCAACAAUUUUCGUCUCAUCCCGACAAAAUUUCGCACUAGUCGAUAACUUUAAUAGAGAAACUCCAAUAACAGAAGGCAUAAUAUUAGAUUCACGAGAUCGACAAAUAUCGUAUAGUGGUUUUAGAACUUCGGAUGUUUAUUAUUGGUCACUACCUUCACGUUAUCAAGGAAAUAAACUGACAUCCUACGGCGGUUAUUUAAGAUACUCUCUACGUCACAAAUCAAUACCAGGUGGUCAAAGUUCUAGAAAUAAUGCGGCAGAUGUGGAGCUUGUCAGCAAAAACAAAAUCAAUUUAUUGUAUUACAAUCGCAACCAAACUCAACAAAACCCCAACGGCGCGCAAACUUUUGCAGUUCCAAUUUUAGAGCAGUACUGGCAACGUAUCGAUGGUCAAAUCGCUGAUAGAGCACACCUUCUGAUGGUAUUAGCUGAUCUUGAAGCCAUUUAUAUCAAAGCUACAUACUUUACUAAUACACAAGAAUCAUCGUUGAUUUCUGUAUCGUUGGAUAUUGCCACCGAACAAAAUACAGGUUCUAAUCAAAGAGCUGUCGAAGUUGAACAAUGUCAUUGUCGUGAAGGAUACACAGGUUUAUCUUGUGAAAAUUGUGAUGUAGGUUAUACCAGAACACCAAGUGGACUUUAUCUCGGGCUAUGUGAAGCUUGUGAUUGUAACGGAUAUUCUAAUGAAUGUGAUCCUGAUACCGGAAUUUGUUUAAAUUGUAAAGACGGUACCACCGGAGACUACUGUGAUGAGUGCUUGCCUGGAUACACUGGAGAUCCAAGUAAUGGAGUACCCUGUAGGUACAGAGGAACGCCUCCACCGUGUUACUGUGAUCCACGGGGAUCCCUCUCGUCCGAAUGCAGAGAUGGCAGGUGUUCUUGCAAAGUUAAUGUGGAAGGUAACAACUGUGACCGAUGCCGAAUCGGUUCUUUCGGUCUUAACGCCAGCUCCAUCGAUGGUUGCGAAUUCUGUUUCUGUUCUGGCAUAUCCUCAGAAUGUAUCGAAAGUAAUUUGUACCGUGAGCAAAUCCCUUACCAAAUCACAGCAGGAAAUCACGGUUUCACUAUCACUGAUCAAUUCUUACGUCAUAGAAUAACUGAAAACUUCGACAUUAACGAAUAUAUGAACGAAAUCAGCCACGGAUUUUUGCCUAGUAAUAGAGAAACAAUGUAUUGGUCGUUGCCUGCAACAUUUACUGGAAAUCAAAUUAAAUCGUAUGGUGGAAAUUUGGAAUAUUCUCAGAGAUAUACUCAGAGACCACAAGCCAAAUACAUUCCUGACAAGGACGUUAUCAUUAUCGGUAAUGGAAUCACAAUAUUCUGGUCUCAUCCUACUGAACAACGUCAAGACAUCGUUAACCCAGUUUCAGUUAAAUUGCAUCCAACAGCCAAUUGGUUCCGUUUAGAUCGUAAUCAAGGCUCUAGACCAGCUUCUCGUGAAGACAUUCUUACAACUCUUGCUAAAAUUGAUGCCAUUCUGAUUCGAGCAACUCAAUCCAGUGAUACUGGUACAGCAUAUUUGAGUGAUAUUACUUUGGAUACUGCCGUGGAACAAAACACCGGUAACGCUAGAGCCAGCAGCGUCGAAGUGUGUAGGUGUCCUCAAGGCUACGAAGGUACAUCCUGCGAGUCGUGCGAUGCUGGGUACUAUAAAGAUAGAACUUUCGACGAAUCACGUCCAUUAGGAUCUUGUACAAAAUGCCCUUGUAACAAUAACGAAGAAAGUUGUGAAUUGGGACCUGAUUACCGGGUAAUUUGCCAAUGCAAACCGGAAUAUACAGGCAGAAAUUGCGAAUUUGAGGUAAAUAUCACAACGACUGGUAUCGAAAUGGAAAUAUCACCCUCUGAAGUAGUGGCUCCAAUCGGCAAACAAGUAAAUUUUUCUUGUAAAUUUCGAAAACCAUCCGCUCCGGAUCUCUAUAUAACGAUUGAAGGUUUAAACGUUUACGAUAUCGAAAUCCGAAGGUACUCAGGAGGUGCUGAGGCAAAUUUCACGAAUAUCGUGAGUUUUAACAAGGAAAUUAUAAGAUGCGUUGUUAGGAAUGCGCAACGAACGGAGAUUGGCAGUAUAAACGUCUAUGUUUCUCCAUCAGUUGGAUUUGUUACUACAACGGAAUAUCCAGACGUACCAACAACAACUAUGUCUAAUAGAGUAACAAUAGACGUUACCAUUGAAGAUACCAACAUUGGAAUCUAUGAAAUUGGUAGCACUGUUAGAUACAAUUGCUCAGCUAGAUCUCUUUUAUCAGCAAGACCUGUUCGAAUAAAUUGGAGAAAAGCUGAUGGAGACUUACCAUCUCGAGCUAUUGACGAAGGAAACGGUAUUUUAGUAAUCACCGAUCUAAAAGCAUCAGAUUCUGGAAGAUAUGUAUGUGAAGCAAGUGAUGGAUAUACCAUAGUUACAUCAAGUGUGGAUUUGAAUGUGGGAGUUCCACGAGAACAAAAACCAAGAGUGGCAAUAUCACAACCUUACGUAGAUGUGAAUGAAGGACUUCCUGUAGAAAUCCAGUGUGUCGGAACUGGAGUGCCCACUCCCGACGUUAGUAUCGUUAGAGCAGAUGGUCAACAACUAAGCCCAGGACAGCGUUUCGAAAACGGUGUAUUCCGCAUUUACCAAUCCCGUUUAUCAGAUUCUGGAGACUACAACUGCAUAGCUUCGAAUCGUGUAGGCACUGACUACGCAAGAUUUACUGUAACUGUUCACGAAGUUCAAGAUCGUAUAGUCCAAGUAGACAUAUCUCCUUCAACUUUCUCAGGAGCCCCUGGAGAUACGGUUAUGCUGAGAUGCUCAGGCACACCUUUCGGACAAAUCAUAAAGUGGAGCAAACAAGGAGGUGAUCUUCCUUAUAAUUCCGUCGAGGAGAGAGGGAAUUUGAUUAUUCGUAAUGCUGCACCAGAAGACUCUGGUGUUUACAUUUGUACCGUUACAGCAACAACAGGCACCAGAGGUUUUAACAGGGCUACAGUUACAAUUACCGGGAGCCAAGAGGGUCGUUUCCCCACUGCUGCAGUUUCCGUUGAUAAGAUUACUUUAAACCAGGGUGCAUCUUCUGAGAUACAGUGUAACGCUACAGGCGUACCACCACCAUCUGUACAAUGGACAAGGCUUGGAGGGGAACUCGGUCGUAACGCAAAACAAUAUGGAUCCACUCUCCGCAUCACUAAUGCCGAAGUAGAAGAUCGUGGAGUGUAUGUUUGUGUAUCUACCAAUGUCAACGGACUUGCUCAAGCAACUGUCGUAGUAGAAGUUAUACGUUUGGAAGCUCCUCGACUUGAAAUUUACCCUAGUAUUAGUCAGACCGUGAUUGCUGGAAAUAGUGCAGUUUUACAAUGUAGAGCUGUAGCUGGAAUUCCAACGCCGGAAGUAUUCUGGAGUAGAGAGAAUAAUUUACCACUGAGUUCAAAUGUUGAGGAAAUGGCCGGAGGUGCUUUGAGAUUCACACAAAUUACUCUAUCAGAACAAGGUGAAUACAUAUGUACUGCUAAUAACGAAGCAGGUUCAUCGACUGCUACAGCUCAAAUUAUCGUUCACAUACCUCCGGAUGUUAUAGUUACUCCACGACAAGAGGUGAUUACCAGGGGUAUAGGAGACCAAUUACGUCUUGAAUGCGAAGGUACUGGAUUGCCAUUACCUGCGGUUUCGUGGAUUAAACAAGACGAAUAUAGUUCUAGUCGUUCAUACGGGAUACAACCUCAAGCAUUAACAAAUAAAGCUUAUCAAGAAUUUACUCGUCUCACUAAAGAAGAUGAGGGUGUGUACUUAUGCAAAGCUGAAAGUAGUGCUGGACUUGCUUCAAGACGUGUUCAGUUAGUAGUGGAUGUUUUACCAAGCAGAGGUGACAUUACCGGUCGGCCAUCAACAGGUGAAGAUGCAACAUCCUCUGGUAAUGGUGAUUGGAGAGAUAAUGAACCAUCAAGACCUCAUUUCACAACAACAUACAGACCCCCGUAUCCCACUCAUGAUCAAGAAUUCACAGUAGCUCUAGGCGGAAGGGCCGAGCUAGAGUGCAGAAUAGGAAAUGCAGAAGGUUCCUCCCUCGAUAUAAGGUGGUCAAGAACUGAUGGUAACCCAUUACCCAGUAGAUCUAUUCAACGGAAUGGUGUUUUGUACAUUGAUAAUGUAGAACAAGAAGCCCAAGGAGAAUACAGAUGCUCCGGUUACGAUUCAUCCGGACGAGCUAUAUUCAGCGUCAAUCCAUAUCUUACGGUUAUCUUUCCGCCAAGAAUAACGUUGGUUCCUCAACGUCAAGUGGUACAUCCUGGGGAACACGCUUACAUAAAUUGCAGCGCUAGUGGAGAUCAACCCAUUGAAAUAUCGUGGUCACCUAUGGGUCGUGAUAUGCCUAACUCAGUUUAUACCAGAGAUGGUUACAUACGUUUCAAUAAUAUUCAACUUCAAGAUGCUGGUCGAUAUUUGUGCACGGCCAUCAACAGAGCCGGUAAAGCUGAAGCUGUAGCUGAUGUUAUCGUUGAAGAAAACGUUUCAAGACCUGCCAUUAAAGCCGAACAAAAACAACAACAAGCUCCAAUCGGUACAAACGUUAGCUUACGCUGUAGAGUCACCAAUCCUAAUUUCGCUAACACUGUGAGAUGGUUUAGAGCAGGGCCCCAACUUCCCUAUGGUGCUCGAGAAGAUGGGGAACUCUUAUAUCUCAGAAAUGUGAGACAAGAAGACCAGGGAAGGUAUUAUUGUGAAAUCCAAACUAAAAAUGGUACUAUCAGUGACUACGUUGAUUUAAUUUUAACAGCACGUCGAUGGAAUUGCCAAGAGGGAUAUUGGUCAUGUAAAAAUAAGAUUUGUAUACCGGAAUAUCUCUGUUGUGAUGGGAAGGACGAUUGUGGAGAUUACAGCGACGAAAUGGAUUGUUCAAACAGGAAACGACGGGGACCUGCACCACCAACAAGACCACAAGAACCCCAAUAUACAAUUACUUUCAAUCCACCAGAAGCAGAACACUAUGUAGGUGAAGAUAUUGAAGUAUACUGUCAAUCCUCUGAAAGAGGAGCUAUCACCAUGUGGUCUAAAAUUUCGGGGCCUUUGUCGGACAACGUGAUCAGUGUAAAUACUGUUUUGAGGAUUGCUAAUUUGAGUCCCCAAAAUCAAGGUGUUUACAGAUGUGAAGCAACUGGAAGACUAUCCACUUAUUACAAAGAUUAUAACUUAGUUGUAAUUGACGAUCAGUUUAAAGACCAACCUCCUCUACAAACAAAAGAAGCAGCAAGAGGAUCAACAGUUCAGUUAGAUUGCAAAGCAAAUUUCGACGCUACUGAAUACGUUUGGAGCAAACAAGGAGGAGAAUUACCAAGAGAUGUCAAUGAAUUUUCUAAAACCAUCCAACUUAACGACGUAGAUAGCUCAGACGCUGGUGUGUACACAUGUACUGCCAGUAAUAGUGAACAAUCUAUGGAUAUCCCAGUAAUUCUUGUUGUUACUGACAUAGUACCAUACUUUACACAAGCUCCCAACAGCUACAUCACUAUUCCAACUUUAUCAGAUUCUUACAUGCAAUUUGUGUUCGAAAUUUCCUUUAAACCACAACAAGACACCGGUUUAAUCCUAUACAACGGAGAGAAAGGAAACGAUAGAAGUGGAGAUUAUAUAGCACUCUCUUUAGUAGGAGGAAUACCUGAAUUCAAAUUUAAUUUGGGAGCCGGCACCACUAUAGUUAGAGCAGAAAGGCCUAUUACUAUUGGAGAUUGGCAUACUAUAAAAAUUUCAAGAAAUAGAAGGAAGGUUACCAUGUACAUAGAUGGAGACGGUCCAAUUGUAGGUGUAGCUGAAGGCAAAUAUACUGGAUUAGACUUAACAGAGCCCAUGUUUCUGGGAGGAGUACCUAAUGUUAAUGGUAUUUCACGUGAAGUUUUAGGAUAUGAACAAUACCACGGAUUUGUAGGUUGUAUUAGUCGUUUAAAAAUAGGACAUUCUCAUUUGGACAUUUUGCGGGAAGCCUUGAAUAAAACUGGAAUAACAACGUGCGAAUCUUGCAGUGAAAGUAAAUGUCAAAAUCAAGGUGUCUGUCAAGAAGCUUUAUCCAAAGAAGGUUACAUGUGUAUAUGCUCAUCAGGCUACAGCGGUCCAACUUGCAGUAAACUGAAAGGAGAAGCUUGCUCACCACAUGCAUGUGGAAUCGGAAGAUGUAUUGAUACAGAUAAUAGUUUUGAAUGCCAAUGUCCCCUUGGUCGUGCUGGACGUAGAUGUCAAAGAGAAAUCACAGUAAUAGAACCAGCGUUUCAAAAUGAUGCUUACAUUGCUUACCCCACACCAAAACCGGCAAGAAAAUUAAAACUAACAUUGAAAAUAAAACCUAAUACUUUAGAAGAUGGUAUUCUGCUCUACUGCAGUGAAAGUGAAGAAGGAUACGGCAAUUUUAUUAGUUUGGCAAUCAAAGACAGACACUUGGAAUUCAGAUUUGAUGCAGGGAACGGUGCAACGGUAAUAAGGGAUGAAACUGACUUAAAACCAGGCGAGUGGCAUGUUCUCACAGCAACUAGGUCUCUCGGUGAAGGCAGACUCAUGAUUGACGGACAAGCACCAGCUAUUGGAAGGUCAACAGGUAACUACAAGACCAUAAAUCUCCAAACGCCACUAUUCGUCGGAGGUUACGAUAAACACCACAUUAAAAUAAACGAUGGAGUACAAGUUUAUUCUGGAUUUAACGGAUGCAUUGGAGAUAUCAAUCUUUCGGGUAUUGAUGUUAACUUGAUUCAAAACAUAACCGAUUCCGCCAACGUCAGAGAUUGUAACGCUGAAGAAGAUAUUGAUAAUAAUAUCUCUGAUAGUAACACGGAAAGACCUUUCAGACACGUCAGUUGUUCAAAUAAUCCAUGUCAAAACAACGGACAAUGCUACCCACUCUCACCAACAACAUACCAAUGUGCUUGUGCAGCAGGUUUUACUGGACAAAAUUGUCAAACUGCCGAAAAUGUAUGCGAACCGAACCCAUGUCAAAAUCAAGGUACCUGCAUUUUGAAGAAUACUCACUAUGAAUGCGAUUGUACUCUUGGAUUUACAGGACGCAACUGCGAUCAAGUAACGGAAAUACGCAACGACGCCCAUUUUGAUGGAAAUGGUUAUCUAGAAUUUAACAGAGAUCUUCUAGCUCAUCGCGACGGAGAACAGGAAGUAAUCGCAUUAGAAUUAUCCACUAACCAAUCAAACGGACUCAUUUUCUGGCACGGACAAACUCCAAGCUCUAGUGGAUAUGGUAACAAUUAUAUAGCUUUAUCAAUUGCCAACGGUUUCCUGGAAUACAGCUUUGAUCUAGGGGACGGCCCAGCCAAUGUUAUAAACAACAAACGACGAAUCGACGACGGGAACCGACACAGUGUCAUCUUGAAACGUGACGGUAAAAGAGGUUCAAUAGAAAUAGACAACAGUUGGACUCAAGAAGGAGAUGCUCCUGGUACAUCAACAUCGUUGAACGUCGAAGGAAAUAUCUACAUUGGAGGAACGCCGAAUAUCUCCAGGAUGACGGGCAAUAAGUUUUCACGAGGUUUCAACGGAUGCAUCCAUGGUUUUGAAUUGCAAAAUACCCAAAGAUUAGAUUUAGGAAUUAAAGCUAUCAAUGGUCUGAAUGUCAGGCCCUGCUCUAGCUUUUCAGGCCGAGACAUAUGGUUGAAUGAUCUGGUAAAUUGAAGAAAGAACCCCUAGAUUAGAUAAAACGCUGUCGUCGUUAAUAAAUACUUAAUUUUGUAUAUUUCACACCCCAUCGUGUUCACUAUUUUGUGUUCAUAUUAAAGUUGCACAUAUAAUAUUGAGAUUAUACUAAUUUGAAUAGCUCGAUAUUAUAAAGCUGUAUUUCACCAUUUCCUGCUUCUUGUGUUAAUAUUAUAUUAGCUUCAAUUUCUUCGGAAUACAGCCUUUGUACAUUUUUUAUAUGUUAAUACUGCCAUUUUUCCAGUUCGUUUACUUUUUUUACCGUUUUUUAUGUUUUAUUUUUUCAUAUAAUAGUUGAUGAGAAAAAUAUCGUGCCAUUUUACAUAAUAGUCUAAGUGAAAAAGAAAUUUAUGACUUGAAGUCAAUCCAGUAAAUAUUCCUUUUUCUCUACUUUUAUUUUUAUGGUGCUACUGCUUCGAAAAGAACUACAUGCAAAACACAAAUAAAAUUUAUGAAACAACUUCAUCCAGAUUUUCUUACCACAAUUAUUUCUAUUUAUAUCUUUAGCGGGUUUUAUUUCGCCAUAAACGGAAUUCAUAUUUCUGUGUUCACUUCUAUUUAUGUAAGACUUAGAAACUAAACUUAUUCCAUUCACUAGAAGCUUUGCUAAAAUUCUAGUUUCUAAAAAAUUGUCUACUAUUGGUUCUCAUUCUCAUUCUGUCUUCUGUUGUUGAUUAAGGGAGCAUUCAUUGAAUUUGAAAAUUUUCCAAUCAAAAAAUCCGUUAUACAUUGUUUUUUUAUAAAAUCCAUUGUAUCCAAUAUCUUUCAUAAAAAAAAAUCGAUUGUUACACAAUAUAAAAAUAAUUCAUUUCAAUCUUUCCAUACCUAUGUUGAAGUUAUAUUUUUUGUGUUUUGCAAGUUUCUAUGUUCGAAAUACGUUUUUGUUCCGCGUAUGAUGAUAAAAUUAUUUAGUACUUACGUUUAAAAGAAAAUUUUUACAAUGUGAUUUCAAAAACGAAACGAAAACGUAUCAGCAAUGGUGAUUAACAAUACAGAAGUAGGUAUAGGCUAUUAAAAAACAAAAAGAUAUUUUAUAAUUGCUUAUUAUUUCUCUCUAGAUAACUCAUUGUUCUUAAAAACAUGUAUAUUACUCAAAAAAAAUAAUAUAAAAAAAAAUGUCUAAACUUACAUUCAGAAAUUUGGAAGAAAAUAUUACCUGAAAAUGCAGUCUUUUAAUUCGUUGUUCGAGAAAAAUGCAUUCUCAAUAAAUACAGACAAUAAAUAUGAUAAAUGAACAUA